GGUUUUGGUGUCAUGGAAAUACGACAACAAACUGUCCUGAGUCCGGAACAGGAUACCCGUGGUCUUUGAGUCUGUCAUGUAAAUCGGAGCAUAAGUGGAGCAGAAAGAAAUACACCUGAUGUAAGAUACUGACAACGCGUACGGAUUGCUGUCUCUGCAGCUGUUUCAGCGAUAGGUUGCAGUGCACAUGGUUAAUUCCCGGCUUCUGGCCCGAGAAGGCAUGUAAACAGCAAUGGGGGUGGCACCUUCGUCCUUACAGUCCCUGCUUGCCUGCCAGAAAAGCAACGAGAAGUGUUACCCGUGUGUGCCCUUCAGACCCUGUCCACCUGGUGUCCACGCCCAGACAAAACAAGGCUUGGUGGCGUCCUUCAAGGCCCUGCCACCAGUUCUGGCAAGAGGUACAGUGACUGCUGACACCAUCUGGUGGACCAGUGCCCAGUUCCUGCCUUACAAUGACCGUCACCUGGCCGUCACCACCACCCCCUACACAUUUCGGGUCAACCGUCCCUGGCUUGUGGCCUCAAAGAUGCCAGCAGGAAAGAUUUUCUUGUAUGACAUCGGCAGAAAACCCAUAGGCUGUGUUCACUUCAAGGGGAUAUCAAGUUCUACACAUCCAACAAUUCAACCUCACCCUAUAGGAGAGUAUAUCGCAUACAUUCCAAGCUCUGCAGGGGUCAAGGUCAUUGGAUUAAAUAAUGAGCAUGUAUAUGAACAACCAGCGUCUUUUGUUGGAGGCAGCUGUAAAUAUUUUGCCAUUGCACCUAAUGGGAUAAAUCUUGCAACUAUUUUCCGAGGCCAGAACUUUUAUUUCAUCCGAAUGAAUAACUUCAACAACUUUGGGAUAAUGCAAGGAGAAGAUCUGAAGUGCCACUUACUUUGCCCUGGUUUUGUAGGCGACCGGUUCUUCAGUGACAAGGUUGAGUGUAGAUGGUCUCCAGACAGCCAUUUUCUCGCUGUGGGUUUAUAUUGUGCUGGUUCAGGGAAACUGUUUGUUCUGGAUAAGAACAGUCAGAAGAACAUCUGUACUGUGUGUCCUGAUCUACUAGAAGAUCCAAUCAGUUCCGCCUGUAGCUUUGACUUUGAUCCCCGACCAGAUCGCUGCAAACUGGCUGUAGCUUCUACUGAUGAUUGUAUAUAUAUUAUUGAUGUAAAAGUUGUGAAAUUUUACAAACAAUUAAUGAGGGGAAUGCUCGAAUGCCAAAACUGUAUUCAGUACAAUAACCAAGGGACAAUGUUGGCAGUUGGGUACGAGACUUUGGAUAUCAGGAUCUUUGAUCCCGAUACGGAGGAACUGCUACAUGUGAUAGAUGUAAAGGAUGGAGAUGAGAAGCUCCAAACUAAUGUACCAUGUCACACCAGCCUGGCGAUCAUGAGGCUGAGCUUUAACUGGAGUGGGACUCUGCUGGCGUCCAGUGUAUGUGAUGGCUUGGUUCGUGUGUGGACCGUUCCAGGCAUGUUCAGUCUUCAGCGGUUCUGUAAGCUUCAGAUUCUCAGUUUGGUGCCAGUCAGGAAAGUCAAAACAUUGAAUCUACCUGAAAAAAUCAAACACUUUUUGUUGUCCCCUUGAAAUAUCUGCUGGUUUCUGUACAACCAAUUAGCAUUGGUGUCAUGAUAUUGAUAUUGAUAAAAUGUGCACGUCUUUAUUUAUUGAAGGCCAAGUAUCUCACAAUAUGCAGAGCUGUGAUCAUUGUAAAGCUCCAGAAAUUUUGUGUAUGAAAGAUGAUAUCUGCCCAUUUUGCUGUUUUGUCAACCUUGUCUUCCGCAAUUGCCAUUAUUGAGUAUCUAGUGCAAUGUUGUGCUUUGUUAGCACCUGACCACAGACACAAAAGCUUAUUUAGUACUGUCAUAAACUUUAUUGAUAUAA
Haliotis rubra (blacklip abalone) is the source of this 1864-nucleotide messenger RNA. RefSeq lists its product as uncharacterized. Gene Ontology annotation, molecular function: protein binding. Gene Ontology annotation, biological process: intracellular signal transduction. The record is from RefSeq and is a predicted model, not a curated record. Lineage: Eukaryota; Metazoa; Mollusca; Gastropoda; Lepetellida; Haliotidae.